This is a messenger RNA of Paramecium pentaurelia, 832 nucleotides long. The record is from the annotation of a GenBank genome assembly. Lineage: Eukaryota; Ciliophora; Oligohymenophorea; Peniculida; Parameciidae.
AUGAAUUAAGAAUUAUAAUAACCAUAAGAUCAAAUCAUAGUUUUGAUAAAUUAACAAAAGAAUCAUCCAUGGUCUGAAAUUUAAAUGGCUCAUGAGCCUAUAACACAUUAGAAAAAUAAGGAAUUUAAAGAGAAGUACUUAUCAUCUUGUUUUGAUGAAACUUAUAAUCUAACAAAUUAAGAAAUUAAAGAAUGGUGGAUGUUAAGAGUUGAAUUAUAUCCUUUAUAUUCUCAUAAAGAUGAAAAUUGUGUGAAAAGAAUUAAAGGUUUAUGGUAUCUAUUAACAGAAAGUGAUUUGGAAGAAAUUAGAAAUUAAAAAUGGACUGAGUUUGGUUUUUAAUAGGCUGAUCCAACAACAGAUUUUAGAGGAGGUGGUAUAUAAUCAUUAGAUGAUAUUAUUAAUUUUGUGAGUGAUUAUAAAGACAAUAUGGUUAAAGAAAUGUGUAAACCAUAAAAUGAUUUUUAUUUUGCAGCAUCUUCAAUAAAUAUCACUUUCUUUAUUAAGAGAUAUUUUCAUUUGUAAGAGCAACUUGAUGAAAGAGAUAUUAAGGUAUAAUUAAUAUUAAUUUUAUAGGAAAUUGCAGAUAGAAUAGCACUUAAAAAUUUUUGCAGAUUUCUUGUUAGGGAAGAUAAUUUUUGGAAAAAAUUACAUUAAUUAUUACUUUCAGAUCUUUUUAAUGAAUGGAUGGCUCUCAAAAAAAGAAGACCAGAAACAACUAUAAUGGAUUAUGGUCCUAUUUUAGAAAGAAUUAAACAAAAAACUAAAAGAACAUUUACAAUUAGAUUAUUUGGCAAUCUAAAAUAAUUAAUUGAGUUUUAUCAAUCAUUAUGAU